Molecule: messenger RNA, 3024 nt
Organism: Oldenlandia corymbosa var. corymbosa
Lineage: Eukaryota; Viridiplantae; Streptophyta; Magnoliopsida; Gentianales; Rubiaceae
Source: the annotation of a GenBank genome assembly
AGGAAAUGUUGCCCCAAACUUUAUGCUCGGAGCUUUUUAAUUGAAGGCAAAUUAAAAAACCUAGGGUUUCUGUUCUGAUCUUCGUCAUCCUUAACAAUGGUGAAGCCUGGAAAGAAACCCAAGGAGAAAAAAGCUCCUACCAAUGGAGAAUCUGCUCCCGAAACCGUUGCUGCGUCGAAUUCCAGCGUCUUCGAUUCCAUCUUCGGAGGAGCACAGGAAGAAAAUGUUGCUACAGCCUCCAUGUUUUCCGACAAUAAUCCAUUCAGAAGAAAGCCCGGUGGCUAUACCCAGGAACCGGUGGAUAAAAAGCAGGAUCUCGGUUCGGGUUCUGAAAGCCCCAAUGUGAAGAGGAAGAGGAACAACGAGGGUGGAGAUGGCGGUGAUGAAGCGACUCCUUCUGAAGAGGAAGAUGGUGGUAUGAAGAAAUUGAAGAGGGGUAAAUCGUUGGACGGGAGGAAUGAAACGCGUGCGGAGAAAAAGAAGAAGAGGAAGAGGGAUGAAGUGGAAGCUGAGUAUGAGGCAAUGAAAUAUGGAGUAGUAGCGGAGGAGGAGCAGGUGAAAGUGGUGGGAAGAAAAAGGAAGACGAUGGAUAGUUUGAAGGAUAUAGUGGUGGAGCCUAAGGAAAGCAUUGAUGAUGAGAAUAAACUUUUGAGGACUGUCUUUGUUGGGAAUUUGCCUGUGAAGAUAAAGAAAAAGGAGCUGAUUAAGGAGUUUGGGAAGUUUGGUGCGGUGGAGUCUGUGAGGAUUCGAUCCGUUCCUCUAAACAAUGUGACAGUUCCUCGAAAUGUUGCCAUACUGCAGAACGAAAUCAACGUGGCUGUUGACAGUGUCCAUGCUUAUGUUGUGUUUACAACUGAGGAAUCCGCUCAGGCGUCGUUGGACUAUAAUAUGGCAGUGGUUGGUGGACAUCAUAUCCGUGUAGAUAGGGCGUGCCCACCACGGAAGAAGCGGAAGGAAGAUGAUAAUCUGGUCUAUGAUAAUAAGAGGACCGUUUUUGUUGGAAACCUCCCAUUUGAUGUGAAAGAUGAAGAAUUGUAUCAACUAUUUAAUAGUAUCAAAGAAUUGGAAUCCAGCAUUGAGGCGAUUCGGAUUGUUAGAGAUCCCGGUACCAGCUUGGGGAAAGGCAUUGCUUAUAUCUUGUUCAAAUCAAGGGAUGCAGCAAACCUUGUCGUCAGAAAACGUCAAUUGAAGCUCCGGGAUCGUGAUCUUAGGCUUUCUCAUGCAAAAGCUUUGACGCCGCCUUCAAAGAUUCAAAAUCCCUUACCUGAAGAGGCAAACCACCCUGCAGCCAUAAGAAUUGCUUUGAAGUCCAAAUCCGUUGAUCCUAAUUCUAAGAUUAAAUUAAAAGAAUCCCGCAUUUAUCAGGGACUUAGGGCAAGCAAAAGUGGGAUCGAGAAAAAAAGGCGCACCGUAGUUAAGUUGAACAUGGAUGAUAAGAAGGCACGUCCUCGAAAAGAGCGAUCACAUAAGAGACCUGCUGUAGCGGCCAGAAAGGCUAAAGUUCUAAAGGAAAAACAAACUGGAGUGAAGCGCAAACUAGAGAAGCGAACACCGGAUACAAUUGGUCAGAAGAAGAAAGCAAGGAAAUUUAAAUAAAUUAUACUGUGUCUCACUGAGGUAACUUUUUCAUAUAUAUGAUGAUACUUCCCUUAGAUAGUUCUAAUGUGCAUACUGAAAGGACUUGUUACUAAGAAGCGAACUCCUAGUCUGGCUUGUUGUUGCUGUAGAAGUAUCGUCCUGAUGUGGAGGAUGAAAGGAUGAAAACCAAAUGUUUUAUUGUUAUUGUAGUGGUUGCUUGAGUCUGUGGAUGUUGUCUUAGUUGAUAAGGAGCUUCUUUACUUCAAUAUCAUUCUGUUCCUGUUAGAUGCUUCUGUGAUUUUCCACAAUUGUCUGCGAGUGAAAUUCUGAUUUCCAUGUGCAAAAUAAAAGUAGAUCUCACUGUAUAUUAGAGCUUUACGAAGGAAGAAUUUUCGUAAGGUUUAAACCAGUGAAUACACUGAUGGCCAGAGUUCUCGUAGAUGCCUUUCUGAUCUUCAAGUGAUUAGUUCUGGAGGGCAUAAAGCAGUAUGGACUCCAACAUUGCCAAUUUGGCAAAAGGCAAAAAUGGAUGCAAGUCCGCUUAUAAUUUCUCAAAUUUUGGCAUUUUCUAUCUUUUAUACCCCCUCUGUUCCAAAAAAAAUAAUCUACAUUGAGUUUUGAGUUCUAUACUGUUUUUAGUACUCCUUCCGUUUCAAAAUAAGUGUCGUUUUAACAAAAUAGAAAAAUUCCAAAAUAAGUGUCGUUUUAGGAUUCCAAUGCAUUUUUUGUUAAAAAUUUCUAAACAUACCAUCAAAAGAAAUAAGAUUAUUGCUAAGCAUUAUUUUAAUAGGGUUGAUUGCGGAUAUUCUAGUAAUUGAACUAUCACAUUUAAGUGUUUUUUAAACUGUAUGCAAAUUCUAGAAUGACAUUUAUUUUGGAAUAGAAGGAGUAUAAAUUUAAAAAUUCAAUGUGGAUUAUUUUUUUUUUUACGGAGGUACUAUCAUUUAUUAUUGAUCAGUAUGGUGAAAGGGCAGUAGCACUGAAGCUUUAUUUUGAAAAGUGCAUACUUGUAAACCAAAAAUAAGAAAUAAAAAAUCGCACACUUGGUGCUCACUUCUUAUUGGUUAAUCUAUAGACUCAAAAGUAUGUAAUGUUCAGUUUUUGUUUUUGGGUCCAACCCGUUGAAUUCAUAAAUUUCACAGUUUAUAUCUUAUUAUAACCGUAAACUAUUUUUUACGGGAAAAACAAUAGAAUGUAGCGGAUUAAAGAGUUUUUAUUCAUCAAACUAAUUUUAUAUUUUAUUUUAUUUUAUUUAUUUUUUGCCGGGAGAACAAUGGAAUGUAGUGAUUAAGGAGAUUCCCUCGAAGAUCAAAAUUACUUUUCUAUUAAAUAUGUACAUGUGCUAUCGAAUUUCUUUAGGUAUGAAUGGCCAACCAAAUCUUUUGAUUUUCCAGAUGAACUAGGGAACCAAAUUCUGAACCACGAUAAAGAUACAAUACUUUGGGG